UAUUUGAGAUAAGGAAGAAGGAAACAGUAAAACACAAGUCUGUGCACAUGAAGCAUUAGCUAUACCUAAGUAAAAGAGUCAGCUGAGAUAGCUGCUGGCUUCAGCAUACGAGUGCCAUUAUGAUGAAUGUUUACAGCACUUCAACUACAGCCAAUUAUCCUUUUUGUGGGAGGCCUGAUGAUUUGCUCACGUUGGUAGCUUGUACAAAGCAACAUUGCAUUCAGAAAUGGAGUAGCUGAGGAAAAUGUCUAUGGGCAGAAAUUUUCCUUGGACAGGCGCAGUAUUUGAGGUCAUUCCAUGGUGAGGCAGGAACCAGGUAUGUAAAAGAGAUCCAAUAGUUUGAUUUCAAGAGGAGGGAAAUAUUCCUUGUUUCCUAUUCUUCAUCUAUUCUUCCCUCGAAAGGCCAGAGACUUUUCCUUCAGUGCCAAGUCACGAAGAGACAGAUUAUUUGGCCAUCAUUAUGUUGAUGUUUAGAGAACAGAAUUGGCCAAGGAGCUUUGAAAAUUCACUUGAUAUAUCUUUCCAGUGGCGGCUUUGUUAAGAAGGAGUUAGAAGAAACAACUGAUUUUCAUACUUGUCAUAACGUGGUGGAAUAGGUGAAAAGGAUCAGGCAUUUCCUAAUGUUCCUUUGUUGUAGGUGAAUACCCAUUAGCAGUGAAGGCACCACUUUCCUUCAGGAAGUCAAGAAACAUCUGCAGUUGGAGCAGGUUUAGAGGCUUGAGGGCAACCAGACUUGAGAAACCACUGCGUAGUCCAGAACUCGAAUAUUGUUUGAAGCAAUGGCAUGAAGCCAAAAACUUUCACCUUGCACUCCAGGACAAACACAAGAACGUCAUACUUUAAAUGACUACAGCAGUGGAGGAAAGUCGUUGGUGAAGGACAAUGACUGUAUGCCGACUGGGACACUUGCCAAGAUCAAAGUGAAGGAAGAGAAGCACCUGAGUCUUCGCUAGUAAAUCAUCUUUGUUAUCACCAGCAAGCCAGAAUCUGUUGGCCAUUGGUAAUUGCCCAUGAGAAGGUAAUAUCAAGCUGCCUUGUACAAUACAACUUGCAAGGCGAUUUCAGUAAACAGUCAUCAACAUUAGUGUGGUUCAGGAGUUACAAGUAGGCCAGACCAGGAAGCUUCAAAGUCAGGUUUAUCAUGAGACUUUAUUGGAAACGUGCAGAGAAAAUGAGAUGCUUUCGGAAGCGCUCAACAAUUCCAGUGUUGGCCCUCCUUGCAAUUUGUCUCCUUUGCCUGAAUCUAUACAUGGAGGAGGACAGAUACGUAAUGGAAGGAGAGCAGAGACUGGCAAGAGAAAUUACUUCACAUCAACUCAACUCAGAAAAAUAUGUCCAUACAUUCAAAGAUUUAACUAACCUGUCAGGAGCAAUAAAUGUCACCUAUCGUUAUCUUGCAGGUUUCCCUCUCCCUAGAAAAAAGUACUUAACAAUAGGACUAUCGUCAGUGAAAAGGAAAAGAGGUAACUACCUACUAGAAACAAUUAAAUCUAUUUUUGACCAAUCCAGUUACGAAGAACUGAAUGAAAUUGUAGUUAUUGUACACUUAGCAGACUUUGACCUCUCGUGGUGUGAAGAUGUUGUCCAAGAUGUCUCCAGAAAAUUUGGCCAUCAUAUCAUUUCUGGUCGAUUGAUGGUCAUUCAUACUCUUGAGGAGUAUUACCCAAGUUUAGAUGGCCUCAAAAGAAACUACAAUGACCCAGAAGAUCGUGUGAGGUUUAGAUCUAAACAGAAUGUAGAUUAUGCAUUUCUGCUUAAUUUCUGUGCCAAUCUAUCAGAUUACUACGUAAUGUUAGAAGAUGAUGUUCACUGCUCAAAAAACUUCCUAUCCGCUAUUAAAAAAGUCAUUACCUCAAGAAAAGGCUCCUAUUGGGUGACACUAGAGUUUUCAAAAUUGGGAUAUAUUGGAAAACUUUACCAUUCACAUGACCUGCCUCGACUGGCACAAUUUUUAUUAAUGUUUUAUCAGGAAAUGCCAUGUGAUUGGUUGCUAAUUCAUUUCCAAGGGCUGCUUGCUCAAAAGGAUAUCAUACGGUUUAAGCCUUCUUUGUUUCAGCACAUGGGAUAUUAUUCAUCAUUCAGGGGAACAGAAAAUAAACUCAAGGAUGAUGAUUUUGAAGAAGAUUCCUUUGAUAUUCCUGACAAUCCUCCUGCAACACUUUACACAGACAUGAAUGUGUUUGAACACUACGAUCCUCGUAAAGCAUACAGCAAUGUAGAUGAGUACUUCUGGGGAAAAUCUACUUCAGCUGGAGAGUACUUUCUUAUUGUGCUCGACAAACCAGCUAAAAUCAACAAACUGAAAAUCCAAACGGGGACUGAUGAUAGACAAAAUGACAUUUUGCAUCACGGAGCACUUGAGGUUGGUCAAAAUGUGCAAAUGACAAAGAAAGGAAAGCAGUGUUCUAACUACGUCAAACUGGGUGAGUUUCAACAUGGAAAUAUUGAUAUUGAGGAUAUUGGUCACAAAGUUGAAUUUGACAUUCACUGCAUUCAGAUACUGGUAACAGAAAGCCAAAAGGAAUGGCUGAUUAUCAGGAGCAUCAGCAUUUGGACCAAUCAGCCGUCAAGUUAGACCAUUCAAUGUAAUCCCAUGGGGAUUGAUAUAUGAGUUUUUGUAAACCUGUAAACAAAAUCAAGGCAGCUGAGGAAAAUUUGUUAUGUAAUGGUUUGCAAUUUACCUUCCAAAUUACAAGAAAAACCCAUGAUGUGUACAGGGCAAGAAUAAGCAAUAGACUUGAACUAUCACCCAGGAAUAUUUUUUAAUGGAAAUGGCUAGAAAAAUGAAGUUUGUGUUCCAAGGUAAUCAGACUAUAUUCAGUCCAGUAUAAUUCUUAAUAUUUCACUUUUUGCAAGUAGAUUACUCAAACUAUAUUAUGAUCUACGAGAAUGCAAAUAAUCUCUCAAUUUGGAUUUUCUCUCUCUGCCACUUUAGUGGAUGGUUUUGCUGAACAAAAUAACUUAUUUAAUGCCUGUCCAGAACUAGCAGAGGGGGAAUUUCUGAUGAAUUAUUAAACUUUUUUAUGUUCAUAUCCUGUUUUGUAAAUUCAUACUUUUUCAUUCAUUAAUUUGUUUCUCCUAUUAACUUGCAUUGCUAUUUCGAUUAUUCUUAGAAAUGUUUACAAAUGAGAUGGAAAACUAAUAAGGAUAAGUCAGGUUAUAAAAGAGCACAUUUACUAAAUCAUUGCAACAAAUUGUUGGUUUUCUUCAGCUGCUGAAGUUUUGUUUUUAAUAUGUAACAGGAUGUCUACUUUGUAAAAAAAAAGAGAUCUAUGUAUGUUCUUAGUAGUCUUGAAUUAAUUAUAAUAGUUUACUGACAAAGUAUCACACAGGUCAAAUUCAUAACUGAGGUUAAAACAUAGAACAACAUUUUUUCUAAUUGUUUCAUCAUGAAAACAACUUGAUUAUCUGAAAAAUUCAAAAUCUCAGAGGUUUGAUGCAUACCAUUGCAUGGCAAGCCACUAACAGCGUAUGGAUUCCUGCCCAGUGACAAGAAACUAAGAUGCUGAGAUUACAAAAGAACCAUUUUAAAUGUAGGGCUUAAACUUAUAGUGCACUCUUGAUGGGCUGAAUGUCUAUCUCAGUUCCCACAUCUGAUGGUGUUAUGAUCCAAAUACUCCUGGCAUAUACACAGUCCAAUGUUCUUAAAGGGAACAACUAACUUUCAAACAAAUUCAACUUGGAGAUACAAUUACUCUUCUAAUUGUAUGCCAUACAGCAGCAAAUGGUGAAAAGACAUAGAGGAGAGAAAUUUACAAGGUGCGCAAAACUGUACAGUAGUUAUAAUGGGGCUUUAAUUUUCCAAACAUGGAUUGGGAUAUUGAGAGUGUAAGGUCAAAGGGAGAGGAGCUUUAACAAAAUAAGUGUUGGACAAACUGAGCAGGUCAGGUAGGAUCUGUGGAAACAAAGUUAAUAUUUCAAGUCCAAUGCCUAAUGGUAUCAAUGUGGAUUUCACCAGCUUCAAAAUCUCUCCUCCCCCCACUGCAUCCCAAAACCAGCCCAGCUUGCCCCCGCCUGCCUAACCUGUUCUUCCUCUCACCUAUCCCCUCCUCCCACCUCAAGCCGCACCUCCAACUUCAUCCUGCCCCCUUGACCUGUCCAUCCUCCCUGGACUCACCUAUCCCCUCCCUACCUCCCCAACCACACUCUCCUGUCCACCUAUCUUCUCCUCUAUCCAUCUUCAGUCCGCCUCCCACCUCCCCCCCUCCCUAUUUAUUUCAGAGUCCUCGCCCCAUCCCCCUUUUCUGAUGAAGGGUCUAGGCCCAAAACGUCAGAUUUUGCGCUUCUAAGAUGCUGCUUGUCCUGCUGUGUUCAUCCAGCCCUACACUUUGUUAUCUUGGAUUCUCCAGCAUCUGCAGUUCCCAUUAUCUCUUUCAGAACUCUCUUGCUUCCUAAAAGUGUGACAAAGAGACGGUUUUAAAAAUGGGUGUGAGGAAGUAUAAUUAAGUUAAAUGUGGGAGUCAGUUUGUAGUCGAUACUAGUGGGCCCAGAUCCAUUUCUAAGGUUUCUAGAGUUUCUGAAGUAUGUCAGGAAAAUCUUCUCUGUCAGUGUGUUUCCAGUCCAAAGAGCAAGAGAUAUUGUUGCAUCUAGUCUUGGGGAAUGAGGUGAGUCAAAUAGCUUAAGUAACCAUAGGGAAACAUUGAAGUACCUGAGAUUAUAGUGCAACGAUGUUUUGUUUAGCUUUGGAAAAAAAACAAUCAGGAGUAAAAUGGAUAGAUUGGUGGAGGCCCUAGUACAAUGGAGUUAAAAUGGAUCUAGCCUAGAUAAAUUGGAAUCAUCAAUUGUCAGGCAAAAUUAUAAUUGAAUAAUUGGCUGCUUUUAAAGGGAAGAUCAUUUAAGAACAGUUUUGAUAACUUCCCAUAUUGGAGAAAAGAAGAGAAACAGAGCUAGAGCUUGUUGGACAAUGAAAGAAAGAAAGCGUAAGAUGAAGCAAUAAAAAAAAUGCGGCUUAUCUGACGUCAGAGUGAUAAUGCAAAUGAGUACCAGUCUGCAAAAUUCAGAGGGAUAUGAAAGAGAAGUAAACGAGUAUGACAAGAGGCUGGCAGCCAACAAAGAGAAUGCAAAUGUAGCUUAUAAAUAGGAACAUGCUGAUAAAAGGUGCAGUGAGGUUGGGACCAAGGAAAGGAUAUUCACGUCAGGGUAGAGGGUAAAUUCAAGAUAUUUAAAUGAGGAUACUGAAUCUGUCUUCAUCAAGGAAGAAGAAGCUGCCAACAUCAUAGUCAAAGAUUACACAGUUAAGAGACUCAAUGCCUGAAAACUGAUAAAGAGGAGCUACUUGAAAGUUUGCCCAUAUUUAUAAGUCACGAGGACCUAGAUGUGGAAGCAUUCUAGAAUAUUGAGGGAAUUUGAAUAUAAAUUGUAGAUGCGCUUGUGCUGCUUUUUCUGACUCAUGAAAUGAAGACAUCCAGAUCCCUCUGUGCUACAAUAUAUUACAGGAUCUUCCAAAUUAAAUAAUAUUCUGUUUUAUUGUAUUUUUAUUCUAUUUUCUAUUCUUUUCGUUUUAUUCCCUUUAAAACUCCAUCUGGAAAAUUUUGUCCAUUCUCUUUACCUAUCCAAACCCCUUUGCAGAUUCUUUAUAUCCUUACAACUUGAUUUCCUACCCAUCUUUGUAUCAACUGCAAAUUUGACUACAAUUAUGUUUUCUUUCAUCGAACACAUGACAAUAGAUUAUAAACAGUUGAGACCCCAACAAUGACCCUACAACGCACUACUGGUUAAGAGUUUACAACCUGAAAAUUGUCCUUUUAUCCUGACUCUUUUUGUUAGUUAGCCAAUUCUCUAUCUGUGUUACUAUAUCAUCCGCAACACCAUCAACUCACACAUUGUGCACUUUUAUAUGGCACUUUACCGAAUGCCUCUUGGAAAUCCAAGUACACUGUAUUUUUUCUACACACUGCCUCUUACAUCUUUAAAGAACUCUAAUAAAUUUGUCAAACAGAAUUUCCCUUUCACAUGAUCAUGUUGACUCUGUCUGAUUAUAAUUUGAUUUUCUAAAUGACCUGCCACUACUUCCUGAAUGUGUUUAAGCGUUUUCACAAUGAUUGACCUAUAGUUCCUGUUUUUAGUGUCCCACCUUUCUGUGAAAAAUUGUAUUUGUCUCUACAUUUAAGUGGUGGAUCAAUCGCCUUUAGAUCGACAGGUUUUUAACUCUUAAUGGGUGAAUUGCAUGGGAGACGUGCUAGAAAGUGGAGUUUAGACUAAGAUGAAAUCGAUCAUGAACAUAUUAAAUGGUUGAGCAGGUUUGAGGGGCUGAAUGGCCUACUUUUCCUCCUGGUCCUUCCAAUUAGUAAAUUUCAUAUAGGUAAUUGGAUACAUAUUUUAACAAAUGAGGCUACAGGGAAAGUGCAGAUUAGAGGGACCAUUGGAUAGUUCCUCAAAGUACUGGCACAGUGAGCUGAAGUACUGCACAGUUCAAAGUUCGUCUUCUGUGGUUGCAGGUUAUAUAAAACAGGGCGGAAGGGUGGCUCAGUGGUUAGCACUCGAGCCUCACAGCACCAGGGACCCAGGUUCAAUUCCAGCCUCGGACGACUGCCUGUGUGGAGUUUGCACAUUCUCCCCAUGUCUGCGUAGGUUUCCUCCGAGUGCUCCGCUUUCCUCCCACAGUCCAAAGAUGUGCAGGCUAGGUGGAUCGGCCGUGCUAAAUUGCCCAUAGUGUUCAGGGGUGUGUGGGUUACAGGGGGAUGGUUCUGGGUGGGAUGCUUCAAGGGGUGGUGUGGACUUAUUGGGCCGAAGGGCCUGUUUCCACACUGUAGGGAAUCUAAAAAAAACCGUGUUAAAAAUUAAAUGCAUAGUAUAUGCUCCAGAGGAGGCAUACUACAGAGGCUUGUAAACUCAUUAACUGGGAAAAAGUCAUGGCUUGUGACUCAUGGAUUGGAUGAUGCGUGUAUAAUAAAACCAGAUUCUAUCUAAUUACUGAGGUAUUUAAAAAAAAAAGAAAGCAUAGUGACCUUCCAAGAUCCUGAAUACAAGAUACCAAGAUUGACAAAGCUCAGAAAAAUUGGUUAAAUCAGAAACUGAUUAUUAAUACCAAGGCUUCAUUUUGAAAUUAUGGCACAGUGGUACAGUGGUUAGCACUACUGCCUUGGUUCGGUUCUAGACUCGGACAUUUGUCAGUGUUGAGUCUACAUAUCUCUUCGUGUCUGCAUGAGUUUUCUCUGGGUGCUCUGCUUCCUCCCACAGUUCAAAGAUGUGCUGGUUAGGUGCAUUGGCCAUGGUAAUUUGGUCUGUAGGGUCCAUAAUUGUGUAGACUAGGUGGAUUAGCUAUGGUAAAUGUGAUAUUAUGGGGAUGUGUUGGAGCACCCUUCAGAGGGUUGGUGCAGAUUUGAUGGACCAAAUGGCCUCUUUCCGCACUGUUGUGGUUCAAUGGAAGCUUGAAAUCGUCAGGACAGUUUGUUGGGCCCUGUUUUCAGAAAAGAUAAUGUAGGGUUAUAAAAAAUGUACAACCAAUUAGUUGGAAGAUUAAAAGAAACUUGCCAAUUAGUUGAAUGCAUUUGUUAAAUGAUCCUCUGAAGAGUUAUUGGCUCAAAGUUGAUGAACAGGCAUAAUACAUUUAACACUGGAAAUUCCUUCUGCAAGGAGAUGACCAAUAUAAAUUGUUCAGGAUCAUCCCUGUUAAAGUUUACAAAUGCCAAGAUCUAGGGUGAAAUUCCAACAAAAUGUUACAAAAUUUGCCAAACAAGUUUCUGAAAUUCUUGUUGAUGCAAAAGGGAUUAAGAGCACAAAAUUCUUAUUGAGCAUGGUCUGAAUUUCCUUCUUCAUUUCUAUUGCUAGCCAGCCACGUUGACUUGGAAAAUGCUAAUCAACAUGGCUACAGAAUUUUACUUGAAGUAGCAACACACAAUCUGUAUACCCAUCUGCUCCUUGUGAACUGUAGCGAUAAGACUGGAGACUAAAAGCUGGUAUUCACAGGUAAAAAUCAAUAUUUCCCAAAGUAGCCUCUUGCUCCCACUAAGAAAGUGACAUAAUUUCAUUUUUAAAUGGGCGUUAGUACAAAUAGAGGAGUUAAAAUCUCGAUGUACUUCGUAAUUGCUCAACCGAGGGCACUCUUUAAAAUGAGCAGCCAGAUGAGAUGGUACAAUUUGUGUUAGAUGUUCCGAUGUAUCUCAAUGAAAAGUCAUAUAUUUACUACAGAUAGUGCACUUAAUUGCACCAAAUAACAGUGCUAGUGCCAGAAAAUAUGGAGAGGAGAGUGGAGGUGAAAUUAUGCCCUAGAGGUUUAUUUAAUUAUGUUUCGUAACAAAAUAUUCCUUGUCUGUCUAGAAAUUGUAGUUUGAUUUGUAUUGUCUGGCACAAUAAUUUAUUGUAUAUCCAUGGAUGUCUUUUAUCCUGAAAUUUUGUAAGAAAAAUGUCAGCUGUUCUGCACUUUGUACAGUGAUUUGUUUGUGAAGUGUUUUGAUCUUAAAAAUGUUUUAUUGUACAUUUUUUUCUGGUAUCUGUUUUGAAAUAGCAUCAGCAAAAUAUAGCCACAUGCUGUUUCACACAUGAUUAGCCACAUAGUUUCUUACUUAUCAUGUGAGGAAAAAAUUGCACUGGUCAAUGACUGGACAAAUGAAAUGGGCGACAGAAACAGCAACCUCUUUCUUUGCACCAUACAGCAGAAACAGCCAUGACUUUUCUAUUUCCUAUAUGAUUCUCCUACUGUACAAAACUAUAGACUACAGUCACUACGAGGUACAUUGAGGCAUUAAGUUGCAAUGUAAUGAAAACAUAGAAUCAUGCACUGCAAAAGGAGACCACUCAGGCCACUAUUCCCGUACUACACCUUUGAGAAAAGCCAUCCAAUCAGUCUCACUCUCCCAUAUUUACCAUAUAAUGCUGAAUUUUUUUUUCCCCAGUAUUCACACAACUCUCACUCUAUUGCCACCAACAGAAGCAGAAUCACAGAAGGGCUACAGCACUGAAGGGGGCCAUUUGGCUCAUAGUGCCUGCAUUUGCUCUCAAAUGAGCAUCAUGACUGGGAAAUAAUGGAAGUGGAGGAUCAGCAUGUCCCUAUAAAGAUGAAGAGUGACAGCAAAUAGUGUAGAAAAUCCUGCAUAUCAAAGAAAUCUAUAGGAUUGGAUAAUACUCCAGUUGAGGUCUAACGAAUGCCUUAUACAAGUUCUAAUUCACCUCCCUGCUCUUGUACUCUACAUCCGUAUGAUUAAAGCACAAAAUACUAUG
Molecule: messenger RNA, 9159 nt
Organism: Stegostoma tigrinum
Lineage: Eukaryota; Metazoa; Chordata; Chondrichthyes; Orectolobiformes; Stegostomatidae
Gene: mgat4c
Product: mgat4 family member C
Exons: 12
Coding region: 1142-2575 (477 amino acids)
Biological process (GO): protein N-linked glycosylation
Molecular function (GO): acetylglucosaminyltransferase activity
Source: RefSeq, a predicted model, not a curated record